Molecule: messenger RNA, 3585 nt
Organism: Oncorhynchus mykiss (rainbow trout)
Lineage: Eukaryota; Metazoa; Chordata; Actinopteri; Salmoniformes; Salmonidae
Source: RefSeq, a predicted model, not a curated record
CCCUGUAGUUCAAUGUGGCUGUGGGUUACAAACAAGUUCAAACAUGAGUUACUGGUUUAAAUCAUAACUGGUCUCAUCAAAAACCAACUCCUAUUAUAGUGUCACUCGAUUUGAUCAAAUGGUGUAGUGAUUCUUAGCUAUCAGCAGAUGGCAAUAGGAGCCAACUGAGGGGUCAGUCUAUAAUUCAUCCCCAGGGGGAGGGGAGUUUAUUUUCAAGAGAAAUUGCUUUGUCUAAUAGACUUCCCACAGUAUCUAGGCUACAUUAACUUUCCUCCCGAUUUUCUCUAGCAGAGUCACUGUUCUGUUUGUAUUCUCAGACGGCAGUGAGUUUAUUGGACUAUCAAUGUAAUCCAGGAUGGCAUGCGGCGGUUUAACUAAAAUCUAACAGACCUUCUGGAUACUUGGAAGUAACUUGUAAGACAAUUGUAUUUUGUUUGAGGGUAUCCUCCACAAUUACGUUCUGAGUAUAGUACGGCUACAUCUUACCAAGAACAAAACAUGACGCUUGACACCUUUUCUCUCUACUCUUCCCUCGUCGUGCAGGAAAGCUAUUGACUGAAGGGGAAGUAGGUAACACACUAACGUGUCAGAAAUGCUGUUCUUACCUUUAGCUCGUGUGGGCCAUUAGGAACUGGGCAUAAAUGGACAACUGACUCAGGCUUUAAAUAACCCAUGAUCACAUAUUUGGGGAUAAUUUCUACCAGUUCUAACCCGAGCUGUUUCGCAAACGAUCCGAUUUCAGCGCGCCACGACCCAAUGCCCAGUGGUUGAACUGCAGAGAGAACUUGAACACAAACUGGAUUUUGAACUCAACCAAAGAGUUUGACUAUGCAGUCACAUAGCAGAUCACUCAUCACUUGACGGCAAUUUUCAAUCACAUCUGAAUGACAGUCCAUUGCACGGGCGAACGAGGCUGCAUAAAAAUGGCAUCUCUGGAGAAGCGCUUCUCCGGGGCUGUGGAAACAAAUAAUGGCCUCAAUCGUCUUGCUCUUGUGCAACAGGCUUGUUACCAAUGCGGACGAAGGCCAUUUCAACGCAGAGUGGUGGUUGCGGAGGUUUGGCUACCUGUCUCAAGCCAGCAGACAGAUGUCAACCAUGCAGUCCUCUCAAAUUCUGCCCAAUGCCGUCAGUGACAUGCAGCGCUUCUAUGGCCUAGAGCUCACUGGAGAGAUGGACCCUGCCACACUGAAGGCCAUGAGAAGGCCUCGCUGUGGAGUCCCAGACAAAUCUGUUGAGCAGGCUGAGAAUGGUGUGAGGCGGAAACGCUACGCUCUCACUGGCCAGAAGUGGGACAAGAACCUUCUGACUUACAGCAUUAUGAACACCACCCCAAAGGUUGGUGAGGUUUGGACACUGGAGGCCAUCCGCAGAGCUUUCGAGGUGUGGGAGCGCGUGACUCCACUGAGCUUUGAAGAUGUUGCUUUCCAAGACAUCACUAACAGCAGCCAGGACACGCUAGAUAUCAUGCUGUUGUUUGCAUCUGGUUUCCAUGGAGACAUGUCUCUGUUUGAGGGCGAGUGGGGGUCUCCAGCUCAUGCCUACUACCCAGGGUCUGGGAUGGGCGGAGACACGCACUUUGACGCUGAUGGACCCUUGACAACCACGAUCCAUCAGUUUCGCACCGGUGACAGCGACUACCGGAAACCUGUCUCCAGGUGGGGCAAGGUCCCAUCCUCUCCUAAAGGAGCCUUCCUCAGCGAUGAUGGCGCUUACACAUACUUCUACAAGGGCUCCAAGUACUGGAGGUUUGAUAACCAGAAGAUGAAGGAUGACCCAGACUACCCCAUAUCCAGCGUGGACCCAGAUACAGAUGACACAGUUACAGGCCGCAAGUGGCCAACAGUGGACCAGCCAAAACCACAACCAUCAGUUGGCUCAGUCCCGGAUGAGGUGGACAGAGAGACCAAUUAGGAUUACACCAACGAUGUGGAUUAUGAACCUGAUGCGAAGGACAAAGGGGUGGAUGUGGUGGUGAGGAUGGCUGAGAACGAGGCCAAGGUUAUCACCCUGAUCAUAGUGACCGUGCCCCUGGUCCUGGUGCUGUUCAUCCUCUAUAUCUAUGCUAUUAUCAACACCCUGCAGAAGAAAGAGGCGCCCAGACUUUUGGUCCACUGCAAACGAUCCCUGCAGGAGUGGGUUUGAUCUGCUCCAGAAAUGGAUUCACACACACGCAAACACAUACACACACCAUACAUAGGCACAUUCCAUUUGAACACAUAUGUACACACAAGCAUUACAUAACAAUACAAGCACACAGUUUCCCUAUCUUUCCUCCAUGGUGCUUUACCCGAUCUUGAUUUAAGCCUGUUUAUAACAAACAAUAUGCACUUUUAACGUCCUGUGUUUAGAUUUUUGUUAGUUGCGGUUGUAGUUUAAAGCGUGUUUAGCUACAGAUUUCCGUGAAUGUCCUUAUAAAACAGAGUGGUGGUGCGUGAAUGUCUAACAGUUGUGUGUUCUGUAAACACAAGACCACCGUCUCCCACUGUGUCUUUCCUCUAGUCUACCCACUCGACCACAACAGCCCAGACUUUAUCCACAAAGGGGAAACAUUUGAUAGACUCCCUCGGGCGAGAUUAAAUGCAGGGGUUAUUAUCAUAUACAUCGUGCACAUAUUUAGGAAGGGUUAAAGCCUGCUAGAACAGAGCUGGGUCUGGGUUACAUUUCCCAGGGAGGGGUUAGGAGGCAUGCCAGCAUUUCCUUUGCCCAAGUUAGAGUUCUCUUUUCUUAGGAGGGAGGCAAGGGGAGACGAGGAGGGAAGGAGGUGGGACGAAGGGGUGGGAGGGAGGUGGCACGAAGGGAAGGGUCGGAGCUCCAUUGGCAUUGUGCUUCAUGAACUAGAUUAACGAGUCACACUCCUAUUUUUUCAUACUUUUUUCCAAAGCGGUUUGGCUGUAGAUAUCUUCCUGUGGGACUCCCCCUCUCCCAUGCUGUCAUGUUUCACUGUAGACAUACUCCAUCUGCAGUCUCUCUUUAUCUGGGAGUCUGCUCUCCACUGUCUGCCUAGGAGAGGCUUUAAUGCUAAUCUGUGAUGAUAUGUCACAUGGGUUUGUGAUGAGAACAGUUUGUAUUCAUUUUGAACUUAACCAUAAGUGAUGUCCUACAAAUCUUCUUGUCAUUUAAAGAAAUGGAAAUGCCCCUCUUUGCACCCUCUCCCUUUGUUACCAACUCUUUGUGUGCCAACUUCUCUCAUUCAGAGGCCAAAUACUUUUUAUAUAACACCCAGAGUGCAAUUGUUGUAUUGUGCAAUUGACAGAUGAAGACCAAUAGUUAAAGGUUUCUCCUCAGCAAAGACACUAUCACAUGUAAAAAACAAUGGUCGAAUAUACUUCAGGUUUGUGGUCAAUUUUGUAUCAACAGUGUUCUGUCAUUUAUUGUUUGUGUUUUGUAUUGGUUGGCUGUUGGAGAGGAAGGAAUACUUAAAAUUGUAGUUGUACAAAAAUGUUUUUAUUCCAGUUUUUAACAUUUGUACAUUUGUAAUGUGCUCUCUGUCCGUUAGCAGAGUUCAAUGAUGCAUGCAGGACAUGCUCUGUAAAGCUUUUACACAAAUAUAUAAAUAUUUUGCAAUAAAACAUGAAUUAAGGCAAA